AGUCAAAGCGAAUUUGGAGGCUGGGUUUGUCUGUUGACUCCUCAGUUUGUUCUUCUGCUGGUUAGGCACUGAAACUGAGCUCAGAUUCAUCUUUCCACCAAACACCAAGUGUUAUUAUGAUGAAAAUAGCAGUUGCUGCUGCAGUUGGUGCCCUGGGGUGGGCUUAUGUAGCUCUAAUAAAGCCUCCCCCUCCCAAUGUUUGUGGGUCACCAGGUGGUCCUCCAGUGACGUCACCCAGGAUUAAACUCAGUGAUGGGAGACAUUUGGCUUACAGAGAGAGGGGUGUGUCCAAAGAAAAGGCCACCUACAAGAUCAUCAUUGUCCAUGGAUUAGAUAACUCUAAAGAUUUGGAGUUGCCUAUCUCACAAGAACUCAUAGAAGAGCUCCAGAUAUACCUCCUGUCAUAUGAUCGUGCAGGAUAUGGUGAGAGUGACCCGUAUCCAAGACGCACUAUAAAGAGUGAAGCAUUUGAUAUUCAAGAGCUGGCUGAUAAGUUGCAAUUAGGACCUAAAUUCUAUGUUCUUGGCAUGUCAAUGGGAGCAUGUGCUGUUUACAGCUGCCUAAAGUACAUACCCCAUAGGUUGGCCGGAGUUUCACUUGUCGUUCCAUUUGUCCACUACUGGUGGCCUCUUUUUCCUGCAAAAAUACUGCAAGAAGGCUUGCAAAGACACCUUUUACAAGACCAACGGACAUUUAGAGUGGCACAUUAUGCUCCAUGGCUGUUGCAUUGGUGGAUGAAUCAAAAAUGGGUUCCUUCAUUAAGUAUGUUGCAAGGCAACAUGGCUGUUUUCUGUCCCAAAGAUCUUGAAACUAUACAACAGCUAAUGGAAGCCCCUAAUGACAAUCAGGAAAGACUUAGGCAACAGGGACUUCAUGAAUCUUUGUACAGAGACAUGAUAAUGGGUUUUGGGGAUUGGCAAUUCAGUCCAUUGGAUUUACCCAAUCCAUUUCCCAAUAAUGAGGGCUCCGUCCACAUCUGGCAAGGCCAGGAGGACCGAAUCAUCCCGUCGGUAAUCAAUCGCCAUAUCUCCGAGCAACUCACAUGGAUUCAGUACCAUGAAGUUCCUAAUGCCGGGCAUCUCAUGAUUUUUGAUUCCCGUUUAUGUGAAUCCAUCUUCAGAACACUAGUAGCGCCAUGAAAUGAAUAAACACGUGAGGAUUGAUUCAAAAUUUGCAAUAAUAAAUAAAAAAAAUAAAACCCAUUCCUCCGCAUGCUAAGCUUAACAAAAAGAGUCAUGCUUGCUGGGGUACUCCAAACGUGACCCCAAGUUUGACACCACUGUCUUUACAAACAUGACAAACUAUUUGUCUUGUUGAAUAGUAUUGCUGCUGCUGAUAUGAUAUGACAAUCCUGGUGGAGAAUGCAUUAAAAUGCAAGUUAUUGGUGUGUUCCCAUUUGUAACAUUGUUUUUUCGUAUUUAAAUUUGCUGGUAACUAUGGUUUGUCAAACUGUUGAUUUGUUGUUCCCAUAGGCGUCUCUUGUAUCUGCGGAUUGCGUUUUGUUUUUAUUUGGGAGUAACGUUUGAUAAUUACCGUU
Molecule: messenger RNA, 1537 nt
Organism: Cuscuta campestris
Lineage: Eukaryota; Viridiplantae; Streptophyta; Magnoliopsida; Solanales; Convolvulaceae
Source: the annotation of a GenBank genome assembly